This is a messenger RNA of Caenorhabditis sp. 36 PRJEB53466, 446 nucleotides long. Lineage: Eukaryota; Metazoa; Nematoda; Chromadorea; Rhabditida; Rhabditidae. The record is from the annotation of a GenBank genome assembly.
AUGAAAGUGCACCCGGUGAUUGAAGAAGCGAUGGAUCUGCGUCGAAAGAACCACAUCGUAAGUUUCAUCGCCGCACUUUCUACUUUCCUAGUAACUGUUACUACAGCUGAACGCGGAAAAAUUUAUCGAAACUCGCAACAUCUUCCACAAGCUGGUCAACGAAGUUCAGUCAAAGGUACUUGCAUUCCUUCCCUAUCAGAAGACCAUAGGUCUUUUCAGAUCACUACCGAGACAUCGAAGGAUCUCAAGGAAAAGUCGGAGACUCUUCGUCGCAAGGGGACCUACAUGGCCGUUCGCGGACAGAGCAACUUUGUGGUGAGUAGUCCUGCUCAUUUGGGAUUUCUAAGAACAUAUGAUUGAUUACUUUUCAGCGCUACACCUGCAAACUCCAAGAAAUCAACACUUCGCUCCAUCAUCUUCUCGCCGAAUUCUCUCCAAAUAACUGA